AUGCUCGCCUUACUCGUGCUGUUCAUGCCACACAUAGUACAACGGACAGCUGAGGGUGACAAUGUACCAAUAGAGGCGGGCCAGCCCAUGUGGGCCCAUGGCCAUAAGUGUACCAUGAUAGAUGAGUGGGCCGGAGGGUGGUGUGUACCUGUUCCAAACGGAUGGGCCAGUGUGUGCAAUGGAGACGAGUGGGCCGGACGAAUGCAGUGCAAUGUAAAUGAGUGGGCCAGGGAGAUGGGUGUGAUGGAGACGAGUGGGCCAAGAGUACAGGGUACAAUGGAGAUGGGUGGGCCGGGGGUAUGGGGUGCACUAGAGUCCAAUGAGCCGGUAGUGUUAAACGGGCCGGAUGGUGAUGAAAUGGAUGAUGCAGAUGAGACGGUAGUACAUGAAAUGGAUGAUACAGAUGAGCUGGUGGUAAAUGAAAUGGAUGAGCCAGAUGGGGAUGAAAUGGAUGAUACAGAUGAGACGGUAGUACAUGAAAUGGAAUGGGCCGAGGGGUGGGGUGGGAUAAGAGGUGGGUAA
This is a messenger RNA of Suillus subalutaceus, 522 nucleotides long. RefSeq lists its product as uncharacterized. The coding region runs from base 1 to 522 and encodes 173 amino acids. The record is from RefSeq and is a predicted model, not a curated record. The transcript is spliced from 4 exons. NCBI's taxonomy places the organism in Eukaryota, Fungi, Basidiomycota, Agaricomycetes, Boletales, Suillaceae.